This is a messenger RNA of Ostrea edulis (European flat oyster), 2456 nucleotides long. Its product is annotated as torsin-1A-like. The transcript is spliced from 2 exons. Bases 226 to 1569 code for a protein of 447 amino acids. Gene Ontology annotation, molecular function: ATP binding; ATP hydrolysis activity. Lineage: Eukaryota; Metazoa; Mollusca; Bivalvia; Ostreida; Ostreidae. The record is from RefSeq and is a predicted model, not a curated record.
GGGUCUGGAGAAGAAAUCUGUCAAGUUCGUAAGUAGCAGGUACUAGACAUGCUAGAUGUUAAUGAAUGUAGACAUUCACUCGUAAUGAUAGGCGUAGAAAGACACAACACUAGUUAAUGGAAAUUUUGUAGUAAGUUGACAAAUACAGCAAGUAAAUUUGUAAAACAUCACUCGAUCACAGGUCUAUUCGAUAAUCUGAGAUUAGGUCUUCGACAGACGCCCAGAAUGGAAGGGGAAGAGCCUAUGGAUAUCUCUGGAGAGGAAAGAGACUUUGUCAGUGCAAAUGCUGUGCCAAGGAGGUUUAUGGGAAGUGCAAAGCGCUGGAAUUUGAAUAGCACUGUGUGUUCAUCUUCACCCACCAGAAAUGAGACUCGACAUUUUGAAAGAGGGAUAUCUGUAGAUGAAUUAAGACACCGGCUGAAGAAAUAUCCAGAAUUGCACAGAACAAUGAGCGAGGACGUAACUGGUAAAAAUAUAAUUAGAAGUUUGACUUCAGAGAAACGACAUAGUCUGAAUGGACCUUUGACUUUUGAGAAACCACACAGUCUGAAUGGACCUUUACCCAAGAGACCCAAGCUUGUAGGACCAGGACACCCCGAUUUUAAACCAGAUGCAAAGAAACAUCAAGAAAACCCAUCCUUGUUUAAAAACACAAAAGGAAAAUGGAUGCUUUGGGUCAUUUUGAUUGGACUAUGUUUCAUCGGAAAACUUUAUCUCUCACACUCUGUUGAGUGCGAGUUAGUUGUUGACUUUCAAAACCUUGAGAGGAAUUUUGACAGUUUUUUAUUUGGACAGCAUAUAGCAAAAAAUGUGUCCAUGUCUGCACUAGCCUCUUAUUGGGAGAAAUCACAAAGGACAAACCAAUCUCAUUUAAAGCCAGUGGUGUUCUCCUUUCAUGGCUGGACAGGUGUUGGGAAAAAUUUUGUAACAAAAAUAAUAUUAAAUUCAUUACAUGUGCAUCGUUCAAAAACUUUCUUAGUUCCAAUGCAUUUUCCAUCGUCUAACAUUCCAUCAUAUGCAAAAGACAUUUCAAAAUCAAUAAGAAAUCAUAUUAGAUACUGUCGAUUCAAUGUGUUCAUAUUUGAUGAAAUGGAUAAAGCACCACCGUCAUUAAUCAAAGGGUUAAGAUCGGUGUUAAUUUCACUGAAAAACAAGGAAUUUGACAAUCAGUGGGUUAUGUUCAUUUUCCUCAGCAAUUCAAGAGGAACAGAAAUUAACAAUUUCCUGUUCUCCGAAAUAUCAGCAGGAAGGAAAAGAGAAGACUUGACCCAUGAGGAAUUGCAUUCUGUUUUGCUUCAGAAUUCUGAAAAAGAGUGGUACUAUGAACUACACAAAGAAAAUCUCAUUGAUGUGUACAUUCCAUUUUUACCUCUGAAUAAAAUGCAUAUUGAGCAAUGUGUCAAGCAGAACUUGCGUUAUAAAAAGGUUGUGCCAUCAGCUGACCUGUUACAGAAAAUUAUCGAGGACUUGAGCUUUUUCCAGCCGAAGGGAAGUCCUGUGCAGUACUCUCUUACUGGGUGCAAAAGGGUCAGUGAUAAAGUUGACUUGCAUAUAACCUCAGUGGAUUGAUUGAUAUUGUAUGAUUUAUUGUUCAUUGUUAAAAAACCCAUGUACAUGCAAAAAUGAUACGUUUAACAAUCCUUGAUAUAUAUCUUACUAAAGUGAAGAAUGAAUGGAUUGCUUUCAGCAACAAUCCAAAGAGGAAUGAAAAUUAAAAAAGUUUAUUAAUCUUGGUUAGAUGUAUUUGUUAAAAGGUCAAAUGGAUGUAUUCCUUCACUCAAAUGUGACCGUUUUCAAUUUUUUGCUGUAAACAUCCAAGAGAAUGUGCAUAUCCCUCUUCAAAUUUUCAAUUUCUUCUCGCUAAAAAUGUAAAACAAAAUAUUCCCAUAUAAAUUAACAUUUGAUCAUUUGUAAUAUCUACCAUUUAGUAGACUUUAUUGUACAUGUUUGAGACUGUGCAAUACAAAAACUAGUAUAACAAUACCUGUUUGGAAACUGUUAACUCGAGUGAUGCAAUUCUAUCCAUCUUAGAAAUUUCUUCAUAAUUCUGCAUUAAAAGUAGGGGGGAAAUAAUGAGAGUUCAAAUAUGGUACUAAUGUGAUUACAUAAUUAUGAAUGAUAAUUUUUUUUGAGACAAAGAACAAACCUUUUUUCUCAGAACUUUCUUUUGUAGUAAUCUGAAAAUGGAUGUACACUGAGUAGAAAAUACAUGUACAUGAUGAUGUAUAUAUGUUAGUUGUUUUGAUACAUCUUCAUUGCUUUUUUCUUUUUAUUUAUUUCUAAUGGAAGUGAAUACUAAUUACAUGUAUUUAAUUCCAUUUGUAAGUACUCGUAUUUGCAUGAGAUUUUAAGGCAGACAUUGACAGGAAUGUCAAAUUUUUAAGAAAUUAGAAUUACAUUGUGGAUUUACAAUCUGUAAUAUGAUGUCAAGAUAUAAAUAAUUGUUUUACAUUCUU